This is a messenger RNA of Rotaria socialis, 609 nucleotides long. The record is from the annotation of a GenBank genome assembly. Lineage: Eukaryota; Metazoa; Rotifera; Eurotatoria; Philodinida; Philodinidae.
AUGAAUAUUCUCUUUUCUGAUGAGAAAAUGUUCGACAUCGAUGGUGUCUAUUACAGUCAAAAUGAUCGUGUAUGGGCAGUAGAUCGUGCUGAUGCCGACAAGAAAGGUGACAUCAAGCCGAAACGAAAGUUCCCGCAAAAAGUCAUGGUUUGGUUGGGGGUGUGCUCUAAGGGUGGAACGCCAUCAGUUAUCAUCGACAAUGAUUCGGUAGAUCACGCCCGAUACAUUCAAGAAGUGCUUCCAGUGGCACUUGAAUACGACAACAAGGUGUUAGGAAGUCAAUGGACCUUUCAGCAAGAUGAUGCAAAACCACACAUUCAUCAUCUUACGCAACGAUGGUGCCAGCACCACUUUUCUUCCUUUAUUGACAAAAAUCAUUGGCCACCCAAUAGUCCCGAUUUGAAUCCAUUGGACUAUUCAAUAUGGGAUGAAUUUGCUCAUGCUACUCAGUGUCAGUGGGAUAAAGUGACAUCCAAAGCAACGCUGAUUGACGAACUCAAACGAUCUGUCAAAACGAUUCGACAGGAUGUUGUUUUUGAAAGUUGCUCAUCUUGGACCAAUCGAUUGUACCGUGUCUCAAAAACGAAUGGUUGCUAUUUACGUGAAUAA